AUGAAUGGUUGCAAAGAAGUGGAGGACCCACAAUCGGGACAAAAUGAAAUGGCGCUAUACCGGUAUAGGAAGCACAUUACUGGUCAAAAGCAGGCGGCCGUUUCCGGUGCCCCGCCCACCGUGUUUUUUAACCGUGCCGGCACACCAGCCGGCCUCGGCAAAUCCCUCGCCCAAAAAGUACACUCAGCAAACCACUCCCUAAUCGCCACAGCCCAUGCCCCUCCACCCUCACCUACCUCUCCCUCCAACGACCCCAACAUCCUCAGGCUCCCCCUCGACGUAGCAAACCCUACCUCCAUAACAACCGUCAUAAACACUGCAGUGGCCCACUUCCACCGCAUCGACAUCGUAGUCAACAACGCCGGCAUCAGCCUCAUCGGGGACGCAGAGGGCAUCCCAGAUGAGGCACGGGGGGGUCCGAGAAACGAACUUCUGGGGUCCGGUGAAUGUUGCCUGUGGGGCAGUGAGAGUGUUUAG
Messenger RNA from Aspergillus alliaceus, 477 nucleotides. RefSeq lists its product as uncharacterized. The record is from RefSeq and is a predicted model, not a curated record. The coding region runs from base 1 to 477 and encodes 158 amino acids. The transcript has 2 exons. NCBI's taxonomy places the organism in Eukaryota, Fungi, Ascomycota, Eurotiomycetes, Eurotiales, Aspergillaceae.